AUAAGGAGUAUGCGGGCAACCGGCAGGAGGACCGCCCGGUUUCCACCGGCUACUGCUUCCCACCUGCUAUCAGUUCCAGACUAUCUAUACAGCACGCGGACCGGACUACAAAGAAAUGAAAUUUCUCUCUUAUAGUAGUCCUUCAAGGAAAUCUUCUCAUCUUCCCUCCUGAUCUUGUUUGUCUUCUAGAAUUGAGCUUUCUUCUCAUCUCUUAUCCCUCCUCUCACAGACACUACACUACAUUACACCCAUUACAUUACACUACACCACACUACAUACAAAUCCUAUCACUAUGAAGGCCGCCCGCCGCCCGAUGCGGGCACUCGCCAGCGCCCCCGGCCGCCGCUAUGUCAGCCGCACCAGCAACGCAAAGUCGUCCGUCGUCGCCUCGCCUGCCUCGUCGACCACCACUCUGCAGCACCAGGUCUCCGCCUCCCUCCAGAGCACCGCCUCCUCCACCACUCCCCUCGCCAAGCUGCCCUUGUCGACCGUCCUGCGCUCGCUCGUCAUACUCUCCGUCUCGUCUUCCAAACUGCUGCUGAAGCCAUGCAUCUUCGCACUAUCCACGCUGGCCCACCCCAAGUCCGCCCUGCUCGACGUGGCCCGCAACCCGCUGCUAAACGCCGUCGUCAAGCACACCAUUUACAAGCAGUUUAACGCUGGCGAGAACAAGCUGGAGGUCACGCGCUCCAUCCGCGACAUCAAAUCGCUGGGCUACCGCGGAGUGCUGCUGGGGUACGCGCGCGAGGUGCUGGUGGGCGAGGGCAACGUCGACCCCUUCGAUGAGAAGCUCGCCCGCGAAGAGAUCCAGACCUGGCUUGAUGGAACGCUCAAGACGGUAGAUAUGGCGCAGGAGGGUGAUUUUGUGGCUCUCAAAUGGACCGGAAUGGGCCACCAGGUGCUCCACUACCUCCAGAACAAGCUGGACCCCUCGGAGCAGAUGGACAAGGCGAUCAAGCAGGUGUGCGACCUGGCGAUCGCGCGCAACGCACGGCUGCUGGUCGACGCCGAGGAGCAGGCGGUGCAGCACGGGAUCGAGAACUGGGCGCUGAGAUACCAGCAGUACUGCAACUCGCGGACGCCCGGCAAGGCGAUCUUCUUCAACACGUACCAGGCGUACCUGAAGUCGACCCCCGCCACGAUCUCACGCCACCUCGAGUUCGCGCGCGAGCACGGGUUCACGGCGGGCGUCAAGCUGGUGCGCGGCGCCUACCUGAAGACGGAGCCGCGGCACCUGAUUUGGGACGUGAAGGAGGACACGGACGCGUGCUACGACGGGGUCGUCGAGGCGCUCCUGACCCGCCGCUACAACGCGAUGCUCCGCCCGCACUCCGACAAGCACACCACCCAGCUGCCCCCGCUCAACGUCAUCAUCGCCACCCACAACCGCGACUCCGUCCGCAAGGCCCACGCCAUCCGCCUCGAGCAGGCCGCCGCCGGCGAGUCGCAGGGCGUUGACCUCAGCUACGCCCAGCUCCAGGGCAUGGCCGACGAGGUCAGCUGCGAGCUGCUCCAGGGCUUCCCCGGGGGAGACGCCGCCGCCACCAAGGAGUCGCCCAAUGUGUACAAGUUGCUGACCUGGGGUACGGUCAAGGAGUGCAUGGGUUUCCUGAUGCGCCGCGCCGUCGAGAACACCGAGGCCGUCGGCCGCACCAAGCAGUCGCAGGAGGCGAUGAUGGGCGAGCUGCGCCGUCGGGCGCGCCAGGCCUUCGGUCUGCGCAACUGAUGCUUUUACGACUUUGUUUCUGCUCUGGUUAUUGGCGUCCUGUGUUUUCUCUUGUGUGAGUCCCUGAGCGUCUCAUUGCAUUUAGAUGGCGUUAGCAUAAAAUUAGCUCUCGUUCGCUUGGCCCUGGCUCUUGUUCGGCCGAAUGUGAUUGAAUUAGAUGAUCGUUCUAUGGUAUUUUGUAGGUAGC
Molecule: messenger RNA, 1913 nt
Organism: Aspergillus saccharolyticus JOP 1030-1
Lineage: Eukaryota; Fungi; Ascomycota; Eurotiomycetes; Eurotiales; Aspergillaceae
Product: proline dehydrogenase family protein
Exons: 2
Coding region: 293-1726 (477 amino acids)
Cellular component (GO): mitochondrion
Molecular function (GO): FAD binding; proline dehydrogenase activity
Source: RefSeq, a predicted model, not a curated record